AUGCGUAAAAGACAUUCAUCUGACCAGCUCUCUCUCGUGCGCUUUCCCUCUCUUCCUCCCUCUCUUGGCCACUCCUACUUUCAGUUCAGUAAAAGUGAAACUCAUCACUACUUCCUUCUUAGUCUGGCUGUGGGAUUCAGCAGUUUUGUUGUUGUUGUUGAUUUCUGUUUCUAAGAUCUAGACUGUCUAAGAUAUUGUUUUUACAGUAAAAUGGCAGAAUCCAGUGUUUCUUUGGCUCAGGAUGAGUUCAGCUGUUCAAUCUGUCUGGAUCUACUGAAGGAUCCAGUAGCCCUUACCUGUGGACACAGUUACUGUAUGAGCUGUAUUACAGACUGCUGGGAUCAGGAAGAUCAGAAGGGAGUCUACAGCUGCCCUCAGUGCAGACAGACCUUCACUCCUAGACCUGUUUUAGGUAAAAACACCAUGCUGGCUGAAGUAGUGGAGAAACUCAAGAUGACAAAACUCCAGGCUGCUCGUCCUGCUCAGUGUUACUCUGGAUCUGGAGAUGUGGAGUGUGACGUCUGUACUGGGGACAAAAACAAAGCCAUCAAGUCCUGUAUGGUGUGUCUGAACUCUUACUGUCAAUAUCAUCUUGAACAACAUGAGACUUUCUUCAGAGGUAAGAGACACAAUCUAAUGGAUGCCACUGGAAAACUGCAGGAGAUGAUCUGUCCUCUACACGAUAAACUACUAGAGAUCUUCUGUCAUAGUGAACAAAUAUGUAUUUGCUUGCUGUGUAUGGUAGAGCAACAUAAACAUCACAACACUAUAUCAGUUGCAGCAGAGAGGACUGAGAAACAGAGACAGUUGGAAACUACACAGAAAAUUUUCCAGAAGAAGAUCCAGGAAAGACAGAAGGAGCUUGAGGAGCUGAAAGAGGCUGUAGAGUCUCACAAGCGCUCUGCACAGACAGCAGUGGAGGACAGUGAGAGGAUCUUUACUGAGCUGAUCCGCUCCAUUGAGAGAAGCCGCUCUGAGGUGACACAGCUGAUCAGAGAUCAGGAAAAGGCUGAAGUGAGUCGAGCUGAAGGACAACUGGAGCAACUGAAGCAGGAGAUUGAAGAUCUGAGGAGGAGAGAUGCUGAGCUGGAGCAGCUUUCACACACAGACAAUCACAUCCGUUUCCUCCAGAGUUUCCAGUCUCUCUCUGUUCCUCCUGGAUCUACAGACUCACCCAAAAUCGUUGUCAGUUCUUGUCUCUUUUUUGAUGAUAUUAGUAAAUCUGUUUCUCACCUGAGAGAGAAACUGGAGCAUUUCUGCAGAGAAGAGAUGGAGAAGAUAUCUGAUAUUGUAAAAUACAUUGAGUUUAUAUCAACCCCAGAACCAAAGAAAAGAGAGGAGUUUCUACAAUAUUACCGACGGUUCACACUGGAUGAAAACACAGCGCAUAAAUACCUCUGUCUGUCUCAGGGGAACAGAAUGACUACUAAAACUAACACAGACCAGCUGUAUCCUGAUCAUCCAGACAGAUUUGAUAGAUUUACUCAGGUGUUGUGUAGAGAGAGUGUGUGUGGACGCUGUUACUGGGAGGUUGAGUGGAGUGGGAUAGGAGUGUAUAUAUCAGUGUCAUAUAAGAACAUCAGCAGGAAGGGAUGUGGUAAUGAAUGUGCAUUUGGAUAUAAUGAUCAGUCCUGGAGUUUAUAUUGCUUUCCUUCCAAUUACUGCAAAUACUCAUUCUUGCACAACAACGGAUGGACUAAAGUCCCUGAAGUGUCCAGCUCCUCUAGAAUAGGAGUGUAUGUGGAUCACAGUGCAGGAACUCUGUCCUUCUACAGCGUCUCUGACACAAUGACCCUCAUCCACAGAGUCCAGACCACAUUCAUUCAGCCUCUCUAUGCUGGGUUUAGAGCUUAUGGAUUAGUGAAACUGUAUGACAUCACAAGAUAGAUGAUACAAAGUCAUAUAGUGCAGCAUGUGAUAUUAUCCAUAAAAACACAAGUGAAAGCCUUACCACAUUAAGCUAAUAAUGGUUCUAAUGUAAAGGUAAACGAAAAACAACAAUCUUCAUUGUAACCAAUGAUACAAAUAAUAUACUGUCACUAAUGUAUGCUGUAAUUAAAAAUAUGAGAGAACAAAA
Carassius auratus (goldfish) is the source of this 2077-nucleotide messenger RNA. Its product is annotated as tripartite motif-containing protein 16-like protein. The record is from RefSeq and is a predicted model, not a curated record. Gene Ontology annotation, molecular function: protein binding; zinc ion binding. The transcript has 6 exons. Lineage: Eukaryota; Metazoa; Chordata; Actinopteri; Cypriniformes; Cyprinidae. Bases 211 to 1887 code for a protein of 558 amino acids.